Molecule: messenger RNA, 2584 nt
Organism: Hypomesus transpacificus
Lineage: Eukaryota; Metazoa; Chordata; Actinopteri; Osmeriformes; Osmeridae
Gene: cbx7a
Product: chromobox homolog 7a
Exons: 5
Coding region: 276-1637 (453 amino acids)
Biological process (GO): negative regulation of transcription by RNA polymerase II
Cellular component (GO): PRC1 complex
Source: RefSeq, a predicted model, not a curated record
CGCGCCCUAGCGAAGCACGAGCUAGUCAGUGUUGAUGUGUCGCAGAUUUUAAAAACUCAGAAAGAAGCACAGUUUUAGCGCUCAGCGUAGGAGAUUACCUGCAUUUGAGGAUGAAAGAAAAACCCAAAUACCAUAGAACGGGUUCAAAUGGGAAAUUUCGAUUAGUUCAGUCGCUCCUGCAAGUUUUUUAAGAAAUUAUUAUUUCUUAGGAAACGAGAAAAGAACAGUGCAUACACUCGCGUCCUACUGCGUGCUGCCAGCUCUGUGUAUGAGGGAUGGAACUGUCAUCCAUAGGAGAACAAGUGUUUGCAGUUGAAUCGAUAACCAAGAAGAGAGUUAGAAAGGGUAACGUGGAAUACCUACUGAAGUGGCAGGGAUGGUCACCAAAGUACAGUACUUGGGAGCCGGAAGACAACAUUCUAGACCCACGUCUGGUUCUGGCCUAUGAGGAGAAGGAGGAGAAGGACCGGGCUCUAGCGUACCGGAGGAAAGGCCUGAGACCUCGAAGGCUGGUCUUACGGAACAUCUACGCCAUGGAUCUCCGCAGCUCGCACAAGGAGAAACCCCCCCCUCGCCUCCGGCUCUCCCUCACCCGCUCCUCAGUAAGCUCUGACCCAGACCAGGGUGAGAGGGCGGGCAUGCUUCGCCGCCUGGUGAAGCGCAAGACCAGGCAGAGAGCGUCCAAGCUGGUGCCGGACAGAAGCCCGCCCCAACUGCAGACUGCCUUACAGAACCCCGCGGAACAAGACUGCGGAGGCACCGAGGAGAGGCAGGAAUCAGAAUGCACCACAGAGACACAUGAUGACAGUCUGUAUGGUUGGUUAUCAGCGAUUGUGGGCUGUCAGUUGAGCAUUAGUCAGUGUUCUUAUUCAGGAUUAGUCCACUUGUUGGUUUAUUUUUGUUCAGCACACUAUAUCUGUAUCCUUGUUUUUACAGGGCAGUCAGAGUGCAGUUCUCCUCCUGUUCUGGAGCGGGAGGUUGAGGUGGACGACAUGAUAGGCAGCAUGGAGGAACAGAACCGGGACAUGGAGAUGAUUGACAGAGUGGAGUACUGUGGCUCCCCUAAGGAGUUGUUGCUGGGCGCAGCCUCAGAAAAGAUGACAAGGGAAGUGAUUGUGACUGACAGGUCAGAAGGUGAGGCUUCCGACCUCAGACAGGAAGAAGUUAUUGACCUAUCUGAGAGUUAUAUGUCUGUACUGGAAGGGCCAGAAUACAUUGUUAUGAGCAACGCUUCAGACAGCGUUGUGGAAGUGGGGGACGAUAUUUCAGAGGAGAAAGUAUCAGAAAGCCACUCAGAUAUAGAGUUAGGGAGCGAGGAGGGAAGACAGGGUAACACUCCAGUAGAGGAGGUGGGAGCAGGGGGAGAAGAGGGAGGAGGAGCCAAAGAGGGAGAAGGGGCCUGUGGUACAGUGGCCGAGGGUCCAAACACCUGCCCCGGGGUGGUGGAGGUCAGGGAGGACCUCACCAAACAGGUAGACCAGUUGGAGAAGACAGAAAUCCUGGACAGUAGUGCCUCAGCCUCAGGGCAACCAGGUAAAGUGCUUGUGACCAAUGUGACUAUCAACUCUCUGACUGUGACCUUCAAAGAGGCCCUGACAGCAGAAGGGUUCUUCAAAAGCUGUGGGAUGGAGGUCUGAGAAAAUGAGGAAAGAGAAAGGAAGUAGGGGGAGUGGUGGAAUGGUUAUAGCUGAAAUGUAACUAAUGUUGAAUUUACCGUUCAUGAAUUGCCAUGUAUAUAAUCAUGUAGUAUAUAAGCGUAAUAUAAUUUAAAAAAAGCUUAGAUAUGAAAUGCAUACUACUUCCUAUAUGUUGAAUGAAGAAUAUUUCCCUUUGGAAAAAAUGGGUGGUAAAUUUGACUGGUGGUUAGGUUUUCAGGACAGUAGCUUCAAGUAUAAGAAAGACUGGAUUAGGGAAAGUGCAGCAACUGACUCCAGAAUGUCAUCUAUUACUACUUCCAAAUGAUAAAUUCUACUUCCCCAGUCUGUUGUAAUGUUAAGAAUAUAGCUAACCUGCUAAUUUCAAAUGUGUUCGGGGGCUUGUUUCAGUCACUCCGUUUUUUAAGAAAAAGUUUUUCUAAAGUCCUGAUUUUUCAUCUAUUCUAUAGUCAUUUGUGCACCCCCUGCCAGUGACAAAAUACCCUGUUAUAUCUUUGAAAGUUUAUUUUCAUUACAAAGGAAUACAAGGUGGUCAAUGUUACCUGAAGGCAUAGAAGCAGAUGAGCAAUUCAAGGAAAUUUGAGGCGCUAUAUACAAUGGUGUUGUGUUGCUGUUCUGUCUUUUAUUAAGUAUAAAAUGAUACCUGGUUCUAUUUUUGUAUUACCAAAUUGAUAGUUCAUUCUUGUCAUGAAGCCUUUGUGCAUUAAAAGAGAUCAGUUGACUCUACUAUGCUACACUGUAGGAACCGUAAAAACUAGGAUAGAUGAACUGAAGUCGUAGGUCUUUAUCGCAUGUCACAUGUACUGUAUAUGCUAACUUAAAUUACGUCACGUGUCAGAAUGAGUCUUGUCAUGACUUGUCAAACUUUUCUCUAUAACAAAAACCUUCCUUUUUUGACUGUAUUUCCAAUAAAGACACACUUCAACCUU